UGUAACAAAACAGUCAAACCGUUUAUGACACCGUUAGCUUGAGUUUGUUUUAGAACCGUAAAGCAGGGGAAAGACGAGGAUCUUUCAACAUGGCUGCGCGGUCACAUGUGGAUUCUGGAGUGAAUGAGCGGAGAUUGCGUCCAAUUUACGAUUGUUUAGACAAUGGCAACAACAAAAAAGCCUUACAGGAAGCUGACAAACUACUUAAAAAGCAAAAAGACUUUUUGUGUGCAAAGGCUUUGAAAGCACUAGCAUUAAUACGUCUGGGAAGACAAGAUGAAGCAGUUGGGACACUACAAGAAGUACACGUUGAAGAUCCAACUGAUGAUCCAACUCUUCAAGCUAUGACCAUAUGUUAUCGUGAAUUACAUAAACCUCAGCUUAUUGCUGAUGCAUAUGAAAGAGCAACCAAGAAAGAUCCUCAGAAUGAAGAAUUAUUAUCUCAUUUGUUUAUGUCUCAUGUACGAAAUGGAGAUUACAAAAAACAACAACAAACAGCUAUGGCCCUGUAUAAACUAAAACCAAAAAAUCCAUAUUAUUUCUGGGCCAUAAUGAGUAUAGUCAUGCAGGCAAAUGUAGCAGAAAAAAAAUUAGCAAAACAAAUGCUUUUACCUCUUGCAGAAAGAAUGACAGAAAAAUUUGUAAAAGAAAAUAAACUUGAAGCAGAAGCUGAAGUACAGUUGUAUUUGAUGAUUCUUGAGCAACAAGAGAAAUAUGAAGAAGCUAUUGAAGUCUUAGAUGGUCCGCUUCGAGAAAAACUAUCACCAUAUCAAGAUGUUUUGCACAGAAGGAAAGCUGAGUUUUUAAUAAAAUUACAAAGGUGGCCUGAAGCGAAUAAAGCUUUUAAGAAACUUAUAUUAGGAAACCCUGAUCAAUGGUCUUACUAUGUUGAAUAUUUCAAGUCAGUUUAUAACCUUAUUGAAAGCAACUGGCAACCUGAUGAAAACAGUAUUGAUACUCCAGAAGGAUGUGUGGAUUAUAAUUUUCAAAUGGCUAUUGAUUUUGUGGCAGCUCUUGUUGAAGAACAGAAUGGAACCAGAGAUGGCAGAAAACUACGUGGUCCUUACUUAGCUCAAAUUGAAUUAUUAAAUGAACUUUUAAAGCGAAACGAUCCUCUAGCAAAUAAAAUAGGUUCAAUGGUGGAAAUAUUAGCAAGUUUUUAUGAGCAGUUUGGCUCAAAACCUAGUUGUUUUAUAGACCUGUCUCAUGUUAUCAGCACUAUGGCUCUUAAACAAGAGGAAAUAAAAAUGCUAUUAGACAAGAUUAAGGCAUCUUUAGUAGCUGAAAAUUCCACUGAAGAUAUUACACUUCCAAAAGAUCUGAAGCAAAUGAAUCGCCAUCUUUGUUAUUCACGAUUGUGCCAUUAUUUUGGCUUCCAAGAAGAUUGGAAUCAGCAUCAGCAGUUAACUUAUGCUCAUGAACUUAUUGAAAGAUAUCAUCAUGGACUGCAGUUUGGCUCCGAUCUUCUUUCAACAGAAAAUCAGCCUGCCGAUAAUUAUUGUCUCUUAGCUGCUCAUACAUUAAUAAACAUUUGGAAACAGACAGGGGAUGAAAGAUUGAUUGCUCAAGUUAUUGUCUUACUUGAACAAAGUUUGAAAAGUACUCCAGCAAAUUUUCAGCUAAAAUUGCUGCUCCUGAAAAUGUACAACAUUAUUGGUGCUGUUGGAGCUAGUUAUGGCAUGUACGAAAGCAUUGAUGUUAAACAUGUCCAGCAAGAAACUUUAGGGUAUUUAAUUGUUGAACCAUUACUGUGUGGUGCUUUUUAUUCUACUGCAAGUAUAAUAUUGUCUAAUAGUAUUCGUUUUUUCACUGGCAAUUAUAAAGACACCGUGGAUUAUUUAAUAUCGUGCUAUAAAUUUGGUUCUUUUACCAAGAUUCCGGAGCUUGUUAAGUUCAGAGAGCAAGUUAAUAAUUCAUUUCAGUAUGCUAUAGCCACAGUUGAAAGAAUGAUAUUAGAUUUAUUAUUGGAAACAAAAAGUUACCAAGAAACAGAAAAAACAAUAUCAAGUAUGGAAAUUGAUCCUGAAAAAGAUCACAGACCUACUGAGGAUUUAACUGAUAACCGUGAUGUGUUGAUAUAUAGGAUGCAAACUGAAAAGGAAAAAAACAUAAUAGGAGAGCAAAUUAAAAAGUCUUUUCAAGAUCAGAUUUGGUGGCUAAAAAUUCGAAAUUUAGUAGUUAGAAUAGUAGCAGCUUCCUUUUACCUUACUAAGUCAUCUCAUGUAAAUAACGCCAUAGAAAACAGUAUUUCCAAUGGAGAGAAGCGCAGUAUGGCAGAUAUUCUUAGUGACCUUAUUGCUUCAAUGAAAGACACUAUUACAUCAAUCGACAAAGAAAAUAUGGUAUCUGCAAUUUUUCCUAUUCAAGCUCCCGGAACUUCAAGACUUUUAAAAUAUUUGCAAGAUGGUCAUAUAGACACUUUAAUAGCUUUAUCAAAGCUAGUUCUUUAUGUUCAUGGACUUAUUGAUGGAUCAACAAUUGAUACAUCUGAAAGCAAAUAUAAUUUUGAAAUAGUUAAUGAUGUUCGAAAUCAUUACCAAGUUUCUCUAAAAAGAAUUCAAGAACUAAGUGCAAAAGUGUCUUCACAUGAGAAUCUCAAUCCUACUAGGAUAAAAGGUUUUAUAGAAGACUUAGCUAAUACUGUAGAGAUUCUUAGCCUAGGUACACUUUUUGUUAGCUUCUGUGAAGUCAUAUUAAAGCCAGCUCGAAGUUCCUUAAUGAGAAAAGGAAAAAAGAAAAAGGAAACUAUUCCUCAAAUUACUCAAAAAACAUUUCUUGAGUUUACGAAUUUAAUCAAUGAUAUGGAGUUUGUUGGAAAUAGUUUGCAGGAUUUGCUCAAUGAUUUUGAUACAUCACUGCUAGCUUCCUCUUUACGUGUAAUGUCUCUGGCAGAUGGUGAUAGUUGUUUACAGAGCCAAGAUAUUGUUCAUCAAGUAAUUAACAAGGUGCAAGAUAGUUAUCAAAAUUCAAUUAGAGAACUUAGAGAACUUGUGCAAGCAAAAGUCAAAUACUUGCAGUCAUUAAAGUGGUGAUAGUAAAUCUUUAUCACCAUAUUGUAUAUUCCUAAUGAACUAUGCAAAGUGCAAGAAGUGUGCAUAUGCAAAGAAAAAAAAACUGUGAAGUAUUGCAUCUAAGUUGUCCAUAGCUUCAAGUAUAUGAUGAGAGGUGCAAAUUUUAAGCCACAUCAUACCUCAAGUGUUUUUAUACUGCAAUUCCCAUGUACUUUUCCAUUUGUGCUAUAAAACUACCAAAGGAUAUACAAAUGAAAACAUAUUUUUUUGAAAAAAAAAUGUAUUGGUUAUUGUUUGUUGCUUUUAAGAUCUCCAUGUACAAAUUAUUCAUUAAAUAUAUAAAUUAACUUCUCAUAUUGUAAAGCAAAAAUCCUUUUGCUUUAAUUUGGCCUGCAGCUCAUUGUAGUUUGUAUACAGCCAUCCCAUGCACUAUUCUUUUAUGUCUCCUUUAAUUGUUUCUGUUUAGAAGUUUUUAAUAAUUUUAUUAAAAUCUCUUACAACUGUGUUAACAAAAUUACCUGGGACUUAGUUAAAAAUACUGUGUUUGUUGCUUUCUUCAUAAAAAUUUUUUUGUGCAUUUCUUGUGGUUCAGAGGUGCUAAUAAAAUAUAUGUAAUAUAAAAAUUUAAAUUCUAAAUUUGACGAGAAUUUAAAGUGAUUUCAAUGUUUAAAAAAUAAAUCACUAGUAUAUUUCUGAGGAGAUCUUUUGUUUUAAUAAAAUUAUCCAUUAUCUUUUGGAAAUUAAAUAUUUAUUUUUAUGUUAGGUACAUAUUCAGUUAGUGAGAGUUGCAAUGUGAAAAGGUGUCCAAACGGUGUAACAUAAAAUAUUAAAGUUAUUACAAUGGAUUUUUCAUAAUAUUUAUGCUUAUAUUGACUUCGUUUUAUAUGAGAAUUAUCUUUCUUGGACACUUUCAGUAUAUGUACAUUCACAUACAUAGCACACAUAUAUAUGUAUUCUGAAUACAUAUAAGUAUACAUCAAUAGAAACUGAAUUAAUUUCAAAUAUUCAUGCAAAAAGAAAUCAUUUGAGAAAAUUAUUAUUCUAUUAAAAGAUUAAUUUGUUAAGCAUUUUAUUUGUGUGGGCCAUGAAUCAUAAUUAGUUUAGAAUGAUAUAUAUAUAUAUGUAUGUAUGUGUCUGUACAUUUAAACUGAAUCUUCUAGAGUAAUUGAAAUAUCAAGCGCACAUUUCUUCCAUAUAUCCAGCUUAUAAUUAUUUAUAUAAAUUAUAAAUAUGGUGAUGUGUUUAGUACUUCAUUAAAUAUACGAAGCAAAUUUUUCCUCUUAAACUUUAUAAGUUUUUUUAUCAACAUUUUAAUUUGAAAUUGUUGCUGAGAAUAAUUAUGUAUAUAUUAGACUGUUUUAUUCUUUUCUUUUGAAUUUUUAAGACUUAAUUUUAGAGCAGUGAUUUCUAAAUUGGCAAUAUCACCUACAGAGACAGUAAGCUAAUAAUCUAGAAGGUUGCUUAAAAACAUGAUAGCAUUGAAGAAAUAAGAAUAUUAUAAGGGCAUGAAUGAAUGAAGAAAAUAGGAAUAUCAAACUAUGUAAAUUAAUCAAUAUAUAUAAAUAUUAAAUGAGUAUAUGUCCAUACCGUAGCAAAAAAUAAAUAAAUAAAUGGUACAGGUGUGUACUUGAUUACCUCAGAAAUUUCUGACAAAGUUGCAUCAGCAUAUUUCCUAAGAAUAUACAUUUAGUUGUGCACACAUGUCUAAUUUGUGUUCAGAGAAGAAAUGUCGUAAAAAUGAAAUGUGAUAGAUAAGUUUAUCAAGCAACCAAUAGCUAUUAUUGGAUACCAAGAAGAAAAAUUUAUAACAGGUUUGAUAUUAGUGCUCAGAACUUGGAGAAUCUGAAUGCAGCACAUUUAAUUUCAGUUGUGCCAGUGUGUGAAAUCGGGACCUACAGGUUUGAUAUUAGUGCUCAGAACUUGGAGAAUCUGAAUGCAGCACAUUUAAUUUCAGUUGUGCCAGUGUGUGAAAUCGGGACCUAAAACAAUUACUGAUUUAGGUUGCAAUUCAUACUUUUGCAAAAUCAAUUCUUUUUAUAAAUCUAUUAUAGCUGUGCUUUAAUAUCAACAGCAAAUGACUAAAUUUCUGCUGAAGUUCUUGAGCAUUUUUUUUUCCCCUUUAAGAUAAAUACUCAUUGGGUGAUGGAAGGUACCAUAUUAAAUUUAUGGAACUGUGAGGGGGUAGCAGUCCAAAAAAUUUAGGAAUUACUGACUUACUCAUUUAAUAUGAUUUCUAGUGCUACAAUAUUUUAUAUGAGCAUUAACAAAUAUAAAUAUGAGAAAUUUUGGAGUUCCCCAAAUUAUGUAUUUUGCAGCAUUUGUAUUUCUUACUACGUUUCUGAUAGUUUGAAAUAAUUCAAAUUAUUAUUUGGAAAUUUUCUUGAAAACUUUAAACACAUACAUAAGCUUUAGCUUUCCAUAGAUACAUUAUUUUGGUUAAAUCAUUUUCAAAUUAAUCAUACAGUCCUUGUAUUAUUUUUUUUAGAAAACAAUCUACAUUAUUUAAAGAAUAAGCUUUGUUAUAUGUAUAUAAUUACAUAACACUUAUCUGCAUUAUUUAUUCUUGAAAUCUUACUUAAUUCAGUUGCUUAUGCAAUACUUAUUUUCAGUUAGAAAAUAUAAAUCUGUAUAUUUACUUUAUAUAUAGUUAAGUAGAAAUAAUAAUGAUGCAUUUAAUACAGUUACUGUUUUAUAAUAUUUCUUAAACAAUAAAAUAUGACCUUGUUGCUAUUUUAAAAAUAUUAAUAAAAAUUAUUUUGUUAUCAGGACAGUAAGUUGGGAAACUUUUUAAACUUUUACUACCUGUAGUAUCAGCUUAUAUCACCAUUUAAUGUCUUUAUAGAAACCGACUACAGCAGUAUAGAAAAUUUGAAUAAAGAAAGUAAUAGUUAUGAAAAUUCAGUAUUUCUCAAAAGUGUAGUUUUCUUUUUUAAUGUUGGAAAAUCUCUGAUUUGGAUAAAAUACCAAAUUCAUGAAAUGUAUUCUAAUUUAUCAGGUACUAAACGUAUAAAGUAAAAAUUCUUUUAAUGCUAUAGCUUGCUAGCUUUAAAAAUAACUGAAACUUCUUAUUAUAGACUUCUUCUUAUUACUUAGUUUUAUAGUUAUAUUUCUGUUAAUGUGAUAUAUUUUAUAUAAUUAAAAUUCAGGAAUUGUAAGGAAUAAUUGUUUAAUAUGUGAGAAUGAACAUGAUUUUAUACUGAAAUUUCAAAAAUAUGUUUUCUCACUGUCAAACUUACAUACGCGUUAUUUGAAUUUUUAAUUAGCAGUGAGUAAUGAGCAUCAAAAAGUUUUAUGCUUUCAAAAUUGAUAUGUAAUGUAAAAUUUUAUGAUACAUAAUAUUUUGGUAAAUUUUUAAUUGGUGUAAUUUAUUGUAUCUAGAAGCAAAAUAUUUAAUUUUCUGAAGUUAAAAUAUUUAAUUUCUGUGUGUUAAAAAAAAAAUUUCCCUUUUUUAUUUUGAAAUAUAUAUGUGAUAUUUAUUUAACUGUUCAUAUUUGUUGCUUGCUUGAUUGAUAAAGUUUUGGUAUUUUUAUUCAUCUUGACUAUUAAUUGUAUAGAAGUUUUUUAAACUUUAAAAGCACUUAACCAUGAAGUUUUCUUUAAAACAUGUGUUUACUUAUUUUACUGUAUAAUUUCAAAUUGAGGCCAAUAAUGACUUUAAUAGAUGAGGGUUUUAAUGAGACACAGAAUAAAGGUUUUGUAAUUUUAUAUAUAUCUAAAAAAAAUUACUCCAUUGUUUUUCCUUUGGGAUAUGUAUGUGAUAACAAUAGCAUGAAUUUUUAUCACUGGUUCUUAUGGCCAGUAACAAAUUUGAAAUCAUUCUCAAUAAUAAAUAUUUAAAUAAUA
Stegodyphus dumicola is the source of this 6854-nucleotide messenger RNA. It is a transcript of the gene psidin, whose product is annotated as phagocyte signaling impaired. The record is from RefSeq and is a predicted model, not a curated record. Gene Ontology annotation, cellular component: cytoplasm; NatB complex. Gene Ontology annotation, biological process: N-terminal peptidyl-methionine acetylation. Lineage: Eukaryota; Metazoa; Arthropoda; Arachnida; Araneae; Eresidae. Gene Ontology annotation, molecular function: protein binding.